This is a messenger RNA of Capronia epimyces CBS 606.96, 894 nucleotides long. Its product is annotated as NADH-ubiquinone oxidoreductase 30.4 kDa subunit, mitochondrial. Lineage: Eukaryota; Fungi; Ascomycota; Eurotiomycetes; Chaetothyriales; Herpotrichiellaceae. The record is from RefSeq and is a predicted model, not a curated record. The coding region runs from base 1 to 894 and encodes 297 amino acids. Gene Ontology annotation, molecular function: NADH dehydrogenase (ubiquinone) activity. The transcript has 2 exons.
AUGUCAUCUACAAAGACGAUCCUGCGUCUGGCCAGCAAACGGCCUCUCGGGGCCACUUCUCAGCCGGCGAGAUGUGCGCAGCGCGCAUCCCUCUCGCAGUCUGCCAGACGAGCUGCCGAGAAAGACAACCAGCAUGACCUUAGAAAACCACCCCCAGAUGUCCUUGGAGAAUUACGAAAAGCACCUCGACCGCCAACGGGCAAGCUCUCCGCCCCGGUUGUCAACGACACGGACAAAUACGCAGACAAAGCUCUUCCUCUCCACCAAUAUGGUCAAUACCUCAUGUCCUGCCUCCCAAAAUAUAUCCAGCAGUUUUCGGUAUGGAAGGACGAGUUGUGCAUUUACAUUACGCCCAGCGGGGUCAUCCCGGUCUUCACCUUCUUGAAGUAUCACACUGCGGCCGAAUACACCAUGGUUGCGGACAUCACGGCUGUCGACUUCCCCACCAAAAACUAUCGAUUCGAAGUCGUCUACAACCUUCUUAGUGUGCGCCACAACUCGAGGAUAAGAGUCAAGACAUAUGCGGACGAAGCGACCCCUGUACCGUCAAUCACAUCUCUCUACGAUGGAGCCAAUUGGUAUGAGCGAGAAGUCUAUGACAUGUUUGGUGUCUUCUUCACAGGCCACCCGGACCUCCGUCGAAUCCUGACAGACUAUGGGUUUGAUGGGCACCCAUUACGCAAGGAUUUCCCUCUGACUGGAUACACGGAAAUCCGGUAUGAUGAAGAGAAGAAGCGGAUCGUUGUCGAACCAUUGGAGAUGACACAAGCAUACCGCAACUUUGAAGGUGGAACAAGUGCUUGGGAACAAGUCGGCACUGGUGUGGACACCACGCCCGAUCAGUUCAAACUGCCCACGCCAAAACCGGAGGAAAAGAAGGAAGAGAAGAAGUAA